Messenger RNA from Aspergillus neoniger CBS 115656, 876 nucleotides. RefSeq names its product putative RAS small monomeric GTPase. Gene Ontology annotation, cellular component: plasma membrane. The record is from RefSeq and is a predicted model, not a curated record. Gene Ontology annotation, biological process: signal transduction. The coding region runs from base 1 to 876 and encodes 291 amino acids. Gene Ontology annotation, molecular function: GDP binding; GTP binding; GTPase activity. The transcript has 5 exons. Lineage: Eukaryota; Fungi; Ascomycota; Eurotiomycetes; Eurotiales; Aspergillaceae.
AUGGCCGACGCCACCGACAAGAUCUCUAUCACCAUCUGCGGCGAUGGUGGAUGCGGAAAAUCAUCCAUCACCUUGCGCCUGGUGCGGAGUCAGUGGAUUCAUGAAUACGACCCUACAAUCGAGGAUUCAUAUUCGGUUACGCGCGUGGUCGAUGGCGUGCCAUACUUCCUAUCCAUCACCGACACGGCCGGCCAGGAAGAGUAUCGCGGCUUAUGGGCGGCUUCCAACCUGAGAUCCGACGCCUUUCUUCUGGUGUACGACAUCACCAACAAAUCGAGCUUAGGCGCUUUAAACUACUUCAUGGACAUGAUUGAGAUCGAAACCGAACAACGCCUUGAGGACAAUGAUCGGUUGCGCAAGGAGUUGGGGGCCAGUGCAGAGGGCCUCGAUGUGGGCAUGCCACCCCCGGUCAAGAUCGUCGCAGGGAACAAGUGCGAUCUCAAAGACAACAGAGUCAUUAGUUCCCGGGAUGGCCUGGAGUAUGCCCGAAAACACGGUUGCGGUUUCAUGGAGACCAGCGCCAGGGAGAUGGUCAACAUCGAGGAAACCUUUGCCCUCCUAGUCCGUCGGGUCGUCGAGGCCCGUCGACUACACUACCAGAAGGGUCCUCCGACCAGUCAAACCGCUCAAAGGGGCGAGCCUUCGACGGCUGCAAAAACCCCUGCUGACACGGUUGUUAGCAAGGAAGGCAAGGGAGAAUCGCAGAAGCGCACACAGAAACGACAGAGUGGUCUUCGUGGGCUCUUUGGAGGUAAACGUGCACGUCAGGAUCCAGGCGAGAAGGGCCAUCUUCAACCAGAGGCAUCAGGAUCGGGGCAGAACAAGCCAUCCAAGCCUGCAAAGGCGAGCAUAUGGAAGCGCAUGAGUUGUUGUUAG